AUGUCCGUGAUUUACAAAGAAAACACACCGGUAUCUCGCUGUGGUCGACGUUGUGUUGCCGGAGGAUGCUCCAAUACUGCUAUCAAUGGAGUUUCCAUGCAUACUUUUCCUGCAAAGAGACCUGAUAUUCACCGACAAUGGGUUGCUUUUGUGAGAAGAAAACGCAAAGAUUGGGAGCCGACUCGUCACACAGUGUUGUGUAGUGCCCACUUCGAGGAAGAUUGUUUUCCACUAAAAUUCCGGUUAGGACUGUUGGAAUCAAGUGGGAAGACUGUGAAGAGGACACUAGAAGAAGAUGCCGUCCCUACUAUUUUCAAUAGUGCAACGACACCGACCAUGCCGACACCGACCAUGCAGACAUUUCAUGGGAAACGUUCCUCAAGCCCAGAGACUGAGUUGACAACACCGAAGACUGUGAAAAGGCCUAGGUCGGCAUUCGUUAAAAGGGACAUGCAACUUGAUCAGAGCAAUGAAGUCAAGAGCUCAUGCCACAUGGAGAAAGAGGGACUCAUCAGGGCUGUCCAGCAGGUUAAAGAUGAAGACAUUCAGAUUAAGACAAUUGUUACCGACAGACAUGUCCAAAUAAAGAAAUUGUUGCUGGCUGCACUGCACUUCAAUGAGAAUGUGUCGAGAGAACAGGCGUCUCUUCCAAAUGGUGAAAAGAGAUACAGAAUCACAUUCCCCAAACAGGAGAAUGGUGACUACACAGUUCGACAAGUGAGAACAGAGUGCACCUUCAAUUAUGUGGAAGAUUUGAUGAAGGCAACCAAGCAACGGGUGAAACUUUUACAGAUUCAAAAUUGCGAGGUUGUUGGAGAAUCGCCACCACCACUCUGUAUGAACUUUGUUCACCCAGAGAAGUCUGAAGCUGUUUCUGGACUGAUGUCCAGGUUUAGGCAGUAG
Mizuhopecten yessoensis (Yesso scallop) is the source of this 903-nucleotide messenger RNA. Its product is annotated as THAP domain-containing protein 1-like. Lineage: Eukaryota; Metazoa; Mollusca; Bivalvia; Pectinida; Pectinidae. Gene Ontology annotation, molecular function: sequence-specific DNA binding. The transcript is spliced from 4 exons. The record is from RefSeq and is a predicted model, not a curated record. Bases 1 to 903 code for a protein of 300 amino acids.